Messenger RNA from Symbiodinium natans, 609 nucleotides. The record is from the annotation of a GenBank genome assembly. NCBI's taxonomy places the organism in Eukaryota, Dinophyceae, Suessiales, Symbiodiniaceae.
AUGCGCGUCGGCAGCCAAAAUGCUUGGGAUGCGGGCGAGGGCUUCGCGUGCACGGGCGUCGUGACGGCGAAGAUGCUCAAAGGAAUUGGCUGCGAGUGGGUCCUGCUUGGGCACUCUGACCGGCGCAACGUCCUGGGCGAAACUGAUGGGCUCAUAAGCACAAAGGUCAGGCAGUGCCUGGAAAGCGGCCUCAGUGUGAACAUCACGAUUGGCGAGAAAGCCGAGGCGCGGAGUGCCGGCGAGGAGCUGAAGGUGCUGGAGGCGCAGCUGGGCGAAGCGGCGAAAGGUGUUCCGGCAGAUGCCUGGGGAAGGGUCGCUGUCGCUUAUGAGCCCGUGUGGGCCGUGGGCGAGGGCGCGACCCCAUGCCAGCCGGAGGAGGCCCAGCGAGUGCAUGCGGCCCUACGGGCAUUCCUGGAGUCCCAGGUGGGCCCUGAGGCGGCCAAGGAAUGUCGGUUCCUUUACACCGGUUCGGUGAACGAGAAGAACGCCCAGGACUACGCUUCGCUUCCGGACGUCGACGGCUUUGUCGUGGGGCGUGCGGGCUUGGACUGCGCCAAGCUCGCGUCGAUCUGCAGCACCCUCAAGGCUGCGAAGGACCAGGGCAGCUAA